Molecule: messenger RNA, 734 nt
Organism: Anoplophora glabripennis (Asian longhorned beetle)
Lineage: Eukaryota; Metazoa; Arthropoda; Insecta; Coleoptera; Cerambycidae
Product: pupal cuticle protein 20-like
Exons: 2
Coding region: 15-734 (239 amino acids)
Cellular component (GO): chitin-based extracellular matrix
Molecular function (GO): structural constituent of chitin-based larval cuticle
Source: RefSeq, a predicted model, not a curated record
CGUUCACUUUCAACAUGAAACAAAUACUUCUAGUAACAGCUCUCUUUGGUAUCGCGGCCUGUGGUCACCGUGACAGUCAGUACCUUCCACCAAACCAAAGAGGAUCAUCUGGACAAUAUUCCGGUGCUGGUACAUCAGCAGCUGGUCAGUACUCUGCAUCAGGGGCUGGUGGCCACUACUCUACACCAGCUGCCAACCAAGUCCCCAUCCUCCGCUUGGACAACAACCCAAACGCUGGAGAUGGCUCUUACAGCUACGCCUACGAAACUGCUGAUGGUAUCGCCGCUCAAGAAGAAGGUUCUUUAAGAGGAGAAGCGCAGCUUGCUCACGGAAGCUAUUCCUACACUUCUCCCGAGGGUGAACAAGUUUCCAUCCAGUACACCGCAGACGAAAACGGUUUCCAACCCCAAGGCUCCCACCUCCCUACCCCACCACCAAUCCCAGAAGCCAUUCUCAAGUCCAUUGAAUUCAAUCAAGCUGAAGCAUCCCGUGGAGGAAACCAGUACAAUGAACCCCAACAGCAAUACGGUGCUCCAGCACCUCAGCAGCAAUAUGGUGCCCCCGCUGUUCCUCAACAACAAUAUGGCGCUCCAACUGCUCCUCAGUUCAAGGCACCACAAGCUUCUCAGUACAAAUCACCAGCAGCUUCCCAAUACAGGGCGCCUUUUCAACCUCAACCACAGUACGGAGCUCCAGCUACCUCUCGAGGAGGACAAGGGGGUUAUAGAUACUAA